AAUCAACGCGAUCCGUACCCCAGCAGUUAAUUCUCUCUAACCACCCGUCCGCAUCACCGCACCAUGCGGGCCUGUUAUUGACAACAUCCUCUCGUCUGAAUCGAUUCCGAAUUCGAAUUCGAAUUUGAAUUUCCUCCAUCUUGCAUCCGAUGAACAUCUCCCGCGCGCGAUAACCAUCUACCAUGGCCACCCUGGCCUCGAGCCCCCCGACCUCGCCCUCGUGGCCGAAGCGACGUCCUCGCGCGUGGGCGCUGCGUUGUGAGCGGUUAUGUUGUGCUGCGGCGAGUUGUUUCCCACUUGUUUUUGUUUAUGGGUUGACGACUUGGGCGGUUUAUGUGGAAGUUAGUAUUGGGUUUAAGGAGCAUCGGAGUAGUUGGAUUGGUCUUCCGAGCACCUUGCUUGGCGUUAUUCUCUAUCUCUGCCUGAAUGCUAGUUAUACCGUUGCCGUGUUUACGGACCCCGGCUCGCCCCUCACAACACGCCGCGGUGGUCGACACGAGUAUAGCGCCCUGCCGGUUUCCGAGUACCCCGAGUUCACGUCGUAUACCGUUAGUUCGUCUGGUGAAUCGCGGUAUUGCAAAAAAUGUCAAUGUCCGAAGCCUGACCGCGCGCACCACUGCUCGACAUGUAAGCGGUGCGUGUUGAAGAUGGACCACCACUGUCCCUGGUUGGCGACUUGUGUCGGGCUGUACAACUACAAGGCAUUCUUGCUAUUUUUGAUUUAUACAUCGCUGUUCUGCUGGGUGUGCUUUGCGGUUUCUGCGGUGUGGACGUGGACGGAGGUUUUGAAUGAUACCCGGUAUAUGGAUACCUUUAUGCCAGUCAACGUGGUGCUGCUGGCCAUUUUGGGAGGAAUUAUCGGUCUCGUCUUGACCGGGUUUACGGCGUGGCAUAUCAGCUUGGCGGUGCGGGGAGUGACGACUAUCGAGUGUCUCGAGAAGACGAGAUAUGUCUCACCGCUGCGCAAGGCACUAGACCGACAACGUAACGAGAACGGCGCAGGAAAUGGCCAUGCUACGGACCCAAAUAACGAAAGCUUGGCUCAUCGACUCCAAGGCUAUGGCAACCAAAUACUAGACGCCCACGCCAAUGCGAUUCCGGGCGUGACACGCGCCGAAGAAGGCGAAGAACGUCUCUCCCCAGCACCCUACCCCCCUGGUCAAGGACCUAGCCUUGAAAACGUCAACCCUCACAACCCAAUGACUCCCGCCCAACAAGCCCUCACUCGAUCCUACGCGGAGAUGGAGCGCCAACGCGAGCACGACCGAUACCAAGAAUGGGUCAACGACCAAGACAGCGAGAAAAUGCCCAGUGCAUUCGACCACGGCUGGCGGCGUAACCUGACCCACCUUUUCGGCGACCGACCUCUCCUUUGGCCUAUACCAAUCUGUACAACCACCGGUGAUGGCUGGCGCUGGGAGCCAAGCCAGAAAUUCCUCGAAGCGCGCGAGCGCAUCAGAGUCAACCGCGAACAGGAAGCUAGCAAUGAGCAGCAGUACUACCGCGACCUUUACUCGCGGAAUAUGAACAACAGUCAUGCCUGGGGUGUAAAUAAUGAAAACGCAUCGCAACAAUCACCAAGCUGGAUCUCCAACCGCCGGCCACAGGAUGCACCCGAACGCCCGCCGACGAGUGUUUCUAUGCAAACACUUGCCCCGGCUUCCCCUCGGCCCAGACCCGGAGAUAGUGACUUCGAGGAUGAGCCUGAGAGCAACGGGUUACUUGACCCUGAAGCCGGGAGAGGUCAGGGUGUGAAACAGGGCGGGCAUAAUAGAGAUACGGAUGAAUGGCGGGAUUGGGAUGAUUGAAAUAGAAUCGUCAGGGGUAAGGGCUGUUCAUAGGACGCAUUCUGGGGAGACAUUCUAGCGGCUUUUGCUUUUUUGCAUGAAUUGGCGUUUUGGUGAUGACUGUGACAAAUUAAGCGUUUCCAUUUGUGGAAGUGGCCAAGUUGGUAUUUUCUUGUUGCGUGUGUAUUGUGGGGAAAAAUGACGUGUCCUCAAAUGAGCGAAAUGCCUCUUUUAUUGUACAUUUGAUUCUCUUUUCCUUUUCUUUCUUUCUUCUUCUUAAU
Molecule: messenger RNA, 2068 nt
Organism: Penicillium subrubescens
Lineage: Eukaryota; Fungi; Ascomycota; Eurotiomycetes; Eurotiales; Aspergillaceae
Product: Zinc finger DHHC-type palmitoyltransferase
Exons: 2
Coding region: 183-1808 (541 amino acids)
Biological process (GO): peptidyl-L-cysteine S-palmitoylation; protein targeting to membrane
Cellular component (GO): endoplasmic reticulum; Golgi apparatus
Molecular function (GO): protein-cysteine S-palmitoyltransferase activity
Source: RefSeq, a predicted model, not a curated record